AGAGGUGGGAAGACGCAUGCGUCACGGGACACUUUUCUCCGUGCAUCUGCGCGACUUCUUUCUACUUUGCUGAGGGCUUAAAGGGAGGCAGGUGGUACCGAAAAAAAUCCGCAAACUUUUCGCUGGCUAAAGUGAUGUUUUUAAAAUAAAAGAAGGAAGAAAAAAGGCACACUAAGUAGUUCAUCCGUGCCCGCUCGCUAACUGCAGAUGCGCCCUCCCCGCGGUGCCUGAAAUCGGAUUGCUUCUUGGAAAUACACGUUCGUGCUCCUUCCAAAAAGGAUUUGGAAAGAUUCUUGUACGGUAAACUUGGAAUUCGAUACCUGGGACGCUCGUGACAAUAAGAAAAUACUCUCCGCUGCUGAUUGAAACUUUUGGAGGAAUCUGAGGAUUAUUCUCCGCUUUACGAUGGAAAACAAACCUUCGCCCGACGGCACUGAAGCCCCCUUCUCUGGGAAGGCGUCCUAAGUCGCACUUUGUGUGAAAGGGAAAAUCGAGGAUUAUUUAUUCAUCUUCUCACCCGUUGUCCAAGCCGCAGCGAUAUCCCAGCAUUUGGAAGCCCACACUAAACGCAAUUUUCGGGAGUCCUUCAGCGCACCCGCCCCUCUGUUCCCUAAGAAAUCUCUCCAAAUUUGACAGAAAAAGACGAAAGACGGGCCACCUCUGUUAAAGGUUUAUGGCUUAAGCAGAUUGCCAAGGGCAAUUUUUGUAGCUUGUGAAUAUUUUAUUUCUUCUUGAGUGUUUCCGUGCUAUCACGCCCACGUUUGUUAAAAGCACUAAUUAUUUAGAUUGCUGGUGGACAUUGUAAAUAGUCUUCAUUCCUCCAGCCCCACGCUCUUUUGGAGUCGCGCUUCCGAAUUGAACCCCCCUCGCAUCUUCAACUUUGGAAGGAACUGUAACGAUUCCACUUUGGAUCGUAAUAAAAGAAGCAACAAAAAUACAUACGGACCGCUGGGGAUCUGUAUCGGAUUUACAAGCUUCAUAUCCAAACCGCUGGAUUACCUGAUUUGGUUUCGAGAAGAACUCACAAUGAGCUCCCUGGAAGUGUUUUCUCGGCAAGGGCUGAUUUAUGCAAACCUGAGAAGAAGUGUUAUGGCUUUGAGACAUUUUCUUUUUAUCAUUACCUUACUGUUGUGCCUGUCACAAUUCAUGGUGGAAGCAAGCUCAUGGUGGUCCCUGGCCAUGAACCCCAUUCAGAUCCCAGAGGCAUACAUUAUAGGGGCCCAGCCCUUGUGUAGCCAGCUGGGGGGACUUUCUCAAGGGCAGAAGAAGCUCUGCCAGCUCUAUCAAGACCACAUGCAGUAUAUUGGAGAAGGGGCUAAGAUGGGAAUCAAAGAGUGCCAGUAUCAGUUCAGACAUCGGAGAUGGAACUGCAGUACAGUGGACAACACGUCGGUCUUUGGCAGAGUCAUGCAGAUAGGUAGCCGUGAAACUGCCUUCAUGUACUCCAUCAGUGCUGCUGGUGUGGUGAAUGCAGUUAGUCGUGCAUGCCGGGAAGGUGAGCUCUCAACCUGUGGAUGCAGUCGAACAGCCAGACCCAAGGACUUGCCAAGAGACUGGCUGUGGGGUGGCUGUGGUGACAACCUGGAAUAUGGCUACAGAUUUGCCAAGGAAUUUGUGGAUGCACGGGAGCGAGAGAAGAUUUUUCAGAAAGGUUCAUAUGAAAGUGCCAGGACUGCAAUGAAUCUGCAUAACAAUGAAGCAGGCCGGCGGACUGUCUCUGAACUUGCUGACUCUUCCUGCAAGUGCCAUGGAGUGUCUGGUUCCUGUAGUCUGAAGACUUGUUGGUUGCAACUUGUGGAUUUUCGCAAGGUUGGUGAUGCACUGAAGGAGAAGUAUGACAGCGCAGCAGCCAUGAAACUCAACACAAAGGGCAAACUGGUGCAGGUGAACAAUCGGUUUAACCCACCCACUACCUUUGACCUUGUCUACGUCGACCAGAGCCCAGAUUAUUGUGUGAGGAAUGAGAGCACUGGUUCCCUGGGAACGCAGGGGAGGCUAUGUAACAAGACUUCUGAGGGAAUGGAUGGAUGCGAGCUCAUGUGCUGUGGCAGGGGUUAUGACCAGUACAAAGCGCAGGUGGUCGAGCGCUGCCACUGCAAGUUCCACUGGUGUUGCUAUGUCAAAUGCAAGAGAUGCACAAAAAUUGUGGACCAGUUUGUUUGUAAAUAGUAGAAGCACAAGUGGAGCCAGAAAGGAGGAAAAAAAGUGAGCGAAACAGAACUAUAAAAAUUAUAUUUAUAGAUUUAAACAAUUAUAGCAUUGCAAAGACUGAAAUCAUUCAUGUGGCAGGGAGAGGAAAAACUGCCAAAAAAAAAUCUUAAAAAAAAAAAAAUAUAUAUAUAUUUAUUUACAAAGAGACUUGCAAGAUUUUUCUCAAGCUACAAAUGGAAUUUUUAAUAUUUUAGGAUAAUAGAGUAAUGAAUUAGAUACACUAUUUGCCUAAAAAGUAAAAUCUUUCAAUGCGUGGGAUAAGCAAACCAGCUGAUUUCUGUUUGAAGCCUUCGUGAGAACUCCCAGGUUCAAGAGAGCGAUAAGCAUUUUAUGCGUUGUCUGUGUGUCUUCCUCCUCCUUACUAUUCAUAGAGAUACAGAGCCAUUGUUUAGGAAAUAACAGACUUAGCCAGUUUUCUUUUUCCUUGAAGUUAGGGUGAGGUUUUAAGGGGGAUUUUCACUCUAAUGUAAUCUACAGGGACCAAUAUGCAUUGCUUUUUUAAAACCCUGCUGGCCAAAGUGAAAUGGUUUAAAGCCAGAGGAGGACAAAUCCACAGUUUUACCCGAUUCCGGAGUUUUACACCUGAAACAUCUGAUAGUCUGGUACUGUGGAAGGUCCUUUCAGUGGUCUGUGUGACAUUGAAAGGGCCUCUGUUAUUUUUUUAGUGGGCUUUUCAGAGGUGCAAUCCAGGCUCAGUGGCCUGUGAAAGGUGUUUUAUUUUUUUCAUUUUAAUAUAUAAUAGUUCUAAGACAGACAUCUCUUGGCAGUAACUAUGGAGAGGACUGCAUUGUUAUCAAUGAAAGUAAAAUGUGGUUAUGAUAUGCAGUGCGGGUCAAUUUGCACUUUUUAACCCCCUUCCCCCAAAACUAGUGAUUUUUUUUUUUUUUUUUUAAAUAUAUAUUUUUACUAAUUUUACAAAAAAUAGCGCAAUAAUGCUAUUGUUUUUCAUAUUCAUGCAAAUAUUCAGUAUAAGAUCAUAGCUAAAUGGUUUAAGUAUAUAUGGGCAAUGUCUUUUGGUGUUACUGGUAUUUUAAUAUCCCAAGUUCUGUAUAUAUUCUAUAUGACCAGUGAUUAAAUUGUAUGUAUUUAUUUACACUUCGUAAAACAGAUUAUUUUUAACUAUGUUUUUGUUGUGUUUUUGUUCUUUUGUAUUUUUUAUGUUUUCUUUGUUUUGGGUCUGCUUCUGAAAAUUCUGUUGGACUGCUAACUGUGCCAAGGUUAACAGAAUGCAUCGGUUACAGACAAACUGUUGUACUACUUUGGUUGGAUAAUUUAGUCACGAUUAGGCAAAAA
Erpetoichthys calabaricus (reedfish) is the source of this 3504-nucleotide messenger RNA. It is a transcript of the gene wnt5a, whose product is annotated as wingless-type MMTV integration site family, member 5a. Bases 1027 to 2169 code for a protein of 380 amino acids. Gene Ontology annotation, molecular function: cytokine activity; frizzled binding. The record is from RefSeq and is a predicted model, not a curated record. NCBI's taxonomy places the organism in Eukaryota, Metazoa, Chordata, Cladistia, Polypteriformes, Polypteridae. Gene Ontology annotation, cellular component: extracellular region. The transcript has 5 exons. Gene Ontology annotation, biological process: neuron differentiation; canonical Wnt signaling pathway; cell fate commitment.